Gastrolobium bilobum is the source of this 666-nucleotide messenger RNA. RefSeq lists its product as uncharacterized. Bases 1 to 666 code for a protein of 221 amino acids. Lineage: Eukaryota; Viridiplantae; Streptophyta; Magnoliopsida; Fabales; Fabaceae. The transcript has a single exon. The record is from RefSeq and is a predicted model, not a curated record.
AUGGAUAUGCUAAAACAAUUGCAUAUCAAUGUUCCAUUGGUAGAGGCUCUUGAGCAAAUGCCUAGCUAUGCAAAGUUCAUGAAAGACAUCUUGUCAAGAAAAAGGGGAGUCAAAAAGUAUGAGACAGUAGCCCUCACCCAAGAAAGUAACAGGUUCUUGAACAAGUUGCCACCUAAUUUGAAAGAUCUAGGGAUUUUCACAAUCCUUUGUUCUAUUGGCAACACUUACGUUGGUCAAGCAUUAUGUGAUCUUGGUGCAUCCAUCAAUUUGAUGCAUAAGAGUAUUUUCACCAAAUUGGGAAUCGGAGAAGCACGUCCAACCACUGUCACCCUACAACUUGCUAACAAAUCUAUCACUUACCCUGAAGGAAAGAUUGAGAAUGUAUUGGUAAGGGUGGAUAAGUUUAUAUUUCUUGCUGACUUUAUUGUUCUUGACUUUGAAGCAGAUAAGGAGGUACCCCUCCUCUUAGGUAGACCAUUCCUAGCUACUAGAAGAACUCUUAUUGAUGUUAAAAAAGGAGAUUUGAUUAUGAGAGUCAAUGAUAAGCAAAUAACCUUUAAUGUGUUAAAUGCUAUGAAGUAUCCAAGUCAAAUGGAAGAAUGCUCUGCCAUAGAAGAUGCUGAUGAACCACUGCUACAGCAACAGGAACCAGAAACUGAGAAAUAG